Cladophialophora bantiana CBS 173.52 is the source of this 348-nucleotide messenger RNA. RefSeq lists its product as uncharacterized. NCBI's taxonomy places the organism in Eukaryota, Fungi, Ascomycota, Eurotiomycetes, Chaetothyriales, Herpotrichiellaceae. The record is from RefSeq and is a predicted model, not a curated record. The transcript has a single exon. Bases 1 to 348 code for a protein of 115 amino acids.
AUGUCGGCGGUUCGAUACACUAAUGGCUACGGCGCUCCCUUGUCGCCACAAGCCCCCGGGCAGCUUUACUCGUGGGCUUAUGAGCUCCUUGAACUGGUUGCGAAGGUUGAGGAGGUGAUGUGGAAUGCUGAUGAGGUCGACGUCGCCUUCGAAGACUUCCCCGAGGCAGUCUUUUUCUUACCCUUGAAGAAGGUGAUCGACCAGUGCACAAAGGUAGUGGAGAGGAUAUGGCCCCUGAUGACAGACUGGAGGCCGACAGGAGGCUCAGAGCUAGUUGAACAACGACACUUGACACAGUCCUUUGUAUUCUUGGGCGACGUGACGUGCAAAUUGAACAACCCGAACUGA